Bufo gargarizans (Asiatic toad) is the source of this 3436-nucleotide messenger RNA. It is a transcript of the gene ESPN, whose product is annotated as espin. Gene Ontology annotation, cellular component: cytoplasm. The record is from RefSeq and is a predicted model, not a curated record. NCBI's taxonomy places the organism in Eukaryota, Metazoa, Chordata, Amphibia, Anura, Bufonidae. Gene Ontology annotation, molecular function: actin filament binding. Gene Ontology annotation, biological process: actin filament bundle assembly.
AUGACUCUGGAGAGGAUCCUGCAAGCUGCUAGGCAAGGGGAUCUGGAGACUUUGAGGACUCUCUAUGCAGAAGGCAAGUUGCAGCCUGAUCUGAAGGAUCCAAUGGAGGCUUCUAUUGUUCAUCAUGCGGCUCGUGGAGGGAAAGUCGGAUGUUUGCGCUAUUUAGUGGAUGAGGUGCAGUUGGAGGGAAACUCUAGAGCAAGGAAUGGCGCUACUCCUGCGCAUGAUGCAGCAGCUACAGGCAACCUGGCCUGUCUGCAGUGGUUGCUGACCCAGGGUGGAUGUGACUUUGAGGACAGGGACAAUUCUGGUGCCACUAUUCUGCACUUAGCCGCCAGGUUUGGCCACCAAGAAAUAAUUGGAUGGUUGUUACGAUUUGGGACGAAUGACGCAAUGGUAGCAACAGAUACUGGAGCACUCCCUGUACACUAUGCAGCGGCCAAAGGAGAUCUCCCUACAUUGCAGCAUCUCAUAGAGUACUGUCCAGACACAAUAAAUUCUCAGACAAGGAAUGGUGCCACACCCCUCUACUUAGCCUGUCAAGAAGGACAUUUGGAAGUCAUUCAGUAUUUGGUCAAAGACUGUGGGGCCGACCCUCAUAUCAGGGCCUCAGAUGGAAUGACCCCAUUACACGCAGCGGCUCAGAUGGGCCACAGUACAGUCAUUGUUUGGUUGAUGAGUUUUACAGAUAUAAGUCUUUGUGAGCGAGAUGCAGAUGGAGCAACUGCCAUGCACUUUGCUGCCAGUAGAGGACAUGCCAAGGUCUUAAGCUGGCUUCUUCUACAUGGAGGGGACAUGAGCACUGAUAACUUUGGAGGAACCCCUCUACAUGAUGCCGCAGAGAACGGGGAACUUGAGUGCUGUCAGAUUCUCGUUGUAAAUGGUGUUAAACUUGGGAUCAAAGACCACGAUGGGUACACAGCUGCUGACCUGGCGGAAUAUAAUGGACACAUGCAUUGUGCUAAAUAUCUAAGGACGGUAGAAAAUAUGAGCGUGGAACACCGCGUGUUGUCGAGGGAUCCAUCAGCAGACAUGGAGCUGAAGCAACCAGACUCAGGAAUGUCAUCACCAAAUACCACAACGUCUACGCAGCCGGCCCAGUUUGACAUUGGUUCACCCUCAAGUACUCUGUCCAACUACGACUCCUAUAAUUCCAGCCAGUCAAGUAAAUGAGGGAAGAGAUGGCCCCCGGAAACUGCCAUCACGGAUAUGCAGACAUAUAUGGACAUGUUGAAUCCUGAAGUCGAUCCUAGUGGCAGUAAGAAAAUGGAACCAACCGCCAACCCUCCACCGCCUCCUCCAGCCUUCCCGCCACCUCCUCCACCGGCACCUGAGGCUUCGCUCCCACCACCCCCAUGCUAUCCUGCGCCAAACCCUCCUGAAGGUCAACACACAUCAGAGAUCUAUGUACAGGCAAAGAACAACCUCCGACAUGUCGAGAGCGAGGUACUAAAUGAAGAGUUGACGUCACGUGAAGGCAGUCCAGAAGGGCUUCGAAGGGCCGACUCCUGUAGAAAGUCAAGAAACUUCAAUAAAAAGCCCAGCACAGGGGAUUACUAUAAGUACCUAGGGCAGAACACUUCAGAAGCACCACCAGAGCAGAAAAAGAUGGCACAUAGUGAGGAGGGUUCUCUUCUCGCAAAUGAAAGUGUGCACAAUGGUAACUCUUCUGAUAAGAAGCCCUUGGGAAAUAUACCACCACCUCCAAUUCCCCCCCCUCUUCCAGAAAACUUCUGUUACCCGCCGCCUCCUCCGCCCCUGCCAACAGAGGCUUCUGUCUCCAGGUCCAUGCAACGACGGUCUUCCAACUCUACAGGAAGUACCAAGUCAUUCAACAUGAUGGCCCCAACCGGAGACAACUCUGAGCUGCUGGCCGAAAUUAAAGCUGGAAAAAGUCUGAAACCAACUCCACAGAGCAAAGGUUUAACCACCAUCUUCUCAGGCAGCGGACAGCAAGGAUCAAAUUCAGAGGUUCCUUCUCCGUCUACUCCUCCUCCAGCUUCGCCUGCUACAUCACCAGUGAACACAAUGCUUCUCCCCAAAAAGGGAGCAGUGAAGUCUUCUGAGCCUCUGAUGAAUGGAAAUUCUACUCCUCCGGCCAUGGCACAGAGCACCCAGCUGGAUAUUGAGUCUUUGAUCCCUACACAUGAUGAACAGGGAAGACCUAUCCCAGAAUGGAAGCGACAGGUCAUGGUGCGAAAACUUCAGCUGAAAAUACAGGAGGAGGAAGAUAGAAAACGCACGGAGCUGGAAGAAGCUGCAAGAUUAUCUAGCAUGCCAGCAUGGCGGAGGGAGAUCCUGAGGAAGAAGAUGGAGGAGGAGAAAGAUCAGAAAAGAAAAGAGAAAGAGAAACUAAAGAAAGAAGAGGAAGAGCGAGAAAGAGAGCAGUCUGAAAAGCUAAGAACACUGGGUUACGAUGAAACCAAGUUAGCCCCCUGGCAAAGGCAAAUUAUUCUAAAGAAAGGGGACAUAGCAAAACAUUAGAUGUAACAAAUUUUCUGUCCUUCAUCUUUCAAUGUCACGUCAGAGUUCAUAUUGUCCACCAUUUGGCUUAUCAAUAAAACGACGGUGAUGUCACAGCCCAUCGGGGGAGGGGAAAUGUAUUUCAUAUGGACUGAAUAACACAAAAUUUCAGACAGUUUUUUGCUUCUUUUCUCCAACAUGAGGCUAAUCUAAAAUCAAGUAAGACCAGAUAAAGCAAUACAGUCUUUAAGUUGGCAAGGAUUUGUCUCAUCUUUUUUUGUAGCAUUAAAGGGGUUAUCCACAAAUCCCUUUUCUUAGAAGGACCCCCUGAUGAUAAGGUGAUCACAAAUUGUCCCUUUGCUGGGCUGCGAUAUGAGUUAGUUAAGCAACAGUGCCACCACAGGGGAAAUGAAGUAUUACACAUUGACCAUUAAAAUCAAUCGUUUGUUCAUGUAAAACCCCCUCCCCCCCAUAAUUACUUUUUGAAUGUGGACUUUUUCUAUUGGAAACUCAUUUAAAAAGAAUUGUCUCGUAAAAAUAACCCCUGUCUUUAUGUCAUAUUGGAGCAUACGGAUAUCAGAGAGAUCCUCCACUUGGGACCACCACCUCCUCUAUGAGCUACAGUCACAUUAUGUGGACACACCAUCAUUGAAAUGGUCACAUGUAAUGCUGCAUUUGGUGGACAAAACUUGCUUACCCCUGUGAAAUCAGUUACAGAAUCUAAACCUAUGUUGAUCAGAUGAUUGCUGGGUGGGCUCUGUUUAGAAAGGUGUUGUCUUCAUGAGACAGUUCCUUUAAUAGUCACAUUCCUUCUACAAAUGGCUGCCUCCACUGCUUCUUAGAAAUGAAUUAAUAGGUGAAGCUGACAAUAUCCUGUUUGAAUGUAUUACGAUAAUCCCAAAAUUUAGUGUCAAUCCUUAAAUUGUCCUCUCCUGUCCGGAUCCAUUACUGAAAAAGUUGAGUGUCAAUCAGU